UGUUCCAAACACAACUUAAAUCCUCGCAAGCAUUUAUAACAUUAAACCGAGGAUUAUCAGUGUAUCAUCUUCUGAUUUCCAGUAUUACUCAGACAUUUCACAAGCUUAAAGAUGCCGAAAGCUAAAAGAGCAAAGAAAAUUUCGUUGACCAAGACUGACAAGAAAGGUUUGCUGCUGAAACAGAAAAUUGUCGACGAUGUGAGGAGCUGCGUCGAGGAGUUCAGCAGCAUAUAUGUCUUUACAUACAGGAACAUGCGGAAUGAGAAGAUGAAGGAAAUCAGGCAACAGAUGAAACCGAGCAAAUUCUUCUUUGGAAAGAACAAAGUGAUUGGCAUCGGUUUGGGCAGGAACAAGGACGAGGAAAUUAGCAACGAUUUGCAUAAGCUGACUGACACACUGAAAGGCUCAUGUGGGCUGUUGUUCACGAACAGCAGUAAAAAGGAAGUAACAGGAUGGUUCGAUGGUUUCACUUAUGUGGAUUUCGCCAGGUCAGGGUUCAAAGCGAAGAGGACAGUGGAUUUGUGCGAAGGACCUUUGCCAGAGUUCUCACAUGCCAUCGAACCAUAUUUGAGGCAGUUAGGAUUACCCACAAAAUUAGAAAAAGGCGUUGUUACGCUGAUAAAGGACUACACCGUGUGCAAGAAGGGUGCGGUGUUGACACCUGAGCAGGCCAAGAUCCUGGAGUUGAUCGGCGAGAAGAUGGCCGAGUUCAAAUUGAUUUUGAGGGCUUGCUGGAACAAGGAAAAGGGUUUCGAGCAGUUGAGCACCGAGGAGGAAGACGAAGCCGAAGAAGACGAUGAUGAUGAUGAAAACGAUGUAGAAAUGGAUGAUUAGUCAUAGGAUUUUUUUAGUUAUUUAACUUUUGUUAGGUAUAUAAUAUAUAUUAUUUUGUUACCUAAAAUGAUAUAAACGAGAUGGAUCCGUUUCGAAUUUGAUUUUUAUAAAUAUAAUGAUAAUAUUUACAAGAGAAA
Messenger RNA from Nicrophorus vespilloides, 971 nucleotides. RefSeq names its product mRNA turnover protein 4 homolog (gene RpLP0-like). The record is from RefSeq and is a predicted model, not a curated record. Gene Ontology annotation, cellular component: preribosome, large subunit precursor; nucleolus. The transcript is spliced from 4 exons. Gene Ontology annotation, biological process: ribosomal large subunit biogenesis; nuclear-transcribed mRNA catabolic process; rRNA processing. Bases 112 to 834 code for a protein of 240 amino acids. NCBI's taxonomy places the organism in Eukaryota, Metazoa, Arthropoda, Insecta, Coleoptera, Silphidae. Gene Ontology annotation, molecular function: RNA binding.